AUGACUUUGAGCCUCAUCUCCCUGCUGUCCCAGGACGUCACAGCCCUGUGGCUCCUGCUGAAGACAAGUGCAGCCUCCUUGCACCCGCCCACUCUGUGGCCCACAUCCUACCUCCUAGGAGCCUGUGAGACCACAACUGCAGCUGCCACUCUGGCGUUUUUAGCCUUGUCAGUCGCAGCAGGCCAAGAGCAAAGUGUGAACAUGUGGAGCAACCAGGUCCAGUGCCUUCCCAGCACCCAGGCCCACAGGGCAGUCCCAGAUCUACAGUAUGCCAAGGAGGCAGCUGAAGCUAGGGAGGGCACAGGCCACGUACCACCCCCUCCCUCAGGCCACAACUAUGAAAUCAUGCACCAGGACAUCGUCCCGCUCUGUGCCGCUGACAUCCAGGAGCAGCUGAAGAAGCGCUUUGCCUACCUGUCCGGUGGGCGGGGACAGGAUGGAAGCCCCGUCAUCACCUUCCCUGACUACCCAGCCUUCAGUGAGAUCCCGGACAAGGAGUUCCAGAAUGUCAUGACCUAUCUCACCAGCAUCCCCAGAUACCGAAAAUAUCUGUUCUCCUUUACACAGAAGAAAGUCCUGGGAAUUACAGGUUUGCAAGAUGCUGGCAUUGGCUUCAUCUUGGUCAUAGACCGGAGGCAGGACAAAUGGACCUCUGUGAAGGCAUCAGUCCUGCGAAUAGCCGCGUCUUUCCCAGCAAACCUGCAGCUCGUCCUCGUUCUCCGGCCCACGGGCUUUUUCCAGAGAACCCUCUCCGACAUCGCCUUCAAGUUCAACAGAGAUGACUUUAAGAUGAAAGUGCCGGUCAUGAUGCUAAGCUCAGUGCCAGAACUACACGGCUACAUUGAUAAAUCGCAGCUGACUGAGGACCUUGGGGGGACCCUGGACUACUGCCACUCCAGGUGGCUGUGCCACCGCACAGCAAUCGAAAGCUUUGCCCUGAUGGUGAAGCAGACAGCCCAGAUGCUGCAGACCUUUGGCACGGAGCUGGCUGAAACAGAACUGCCGAAUGAUGUCCAGUCAACCAGCUUGGUGCUCAGCGUUCACACAGAGAAGAAGGCUAAAGCAAAGGAGGACCUUCAGCUGGCACUGAAGGAGGGGAAUAGCAUCCUCGAGAGCCUCAGGGAGCCACUGGCUGAGAGCACUUCCCACAGCGUGAACCAGGACCAGCUGGACAACCAGGCCACUGUAAAGAGGCUUCUGGCCCAGCUGAAUGAGACCGAGGCUGCCUUUGACGAGUUCUGGGCAAAGCAUCAGCAAAAGCUGGAGCAGUGCCUGCAGCUGCGCCACUUUGAGCAAGGUUUCCGGGAGGUCAAGACCACAUUGGAUUCUAUGUCCCAGAAGAUAGCCGCCUUCACUGAUGUUGGCAACAGCCUGGCACACGUGCAGCAUCUCCUGAAGGACUUGACCAGCUUUGAGGAGAAGUCCAGUGUGGCUGUGGAUAGGGCCCGAGCCCUGUCACUGGAAGGUCAGCAGUUGAUUGAGAACAAACACUAUGCUGUAGACUCCAUCCACCCCAAGUGUGAGGAGCUCCAGCACCUCUGUGACCACUUCGCCACUGAGAUCACCAGGAGGAGGGGCCUCCUCAGCAAGUCCCUGGAGCUGCAUAGCCUCCUGGAAAUGUCCAUGAAAUGGUGUGAUGAGGGAAUCUUCCUGCUGGCCUCACAGCCCGUAGACAAAUGCCAGUCCCAGGAUGGUGCCGAGGCAGCCCUACAGGAAAUCGAGAAGUUUUUGGAGACUGGUGCAGAAAAUAAGAUCCAGGAGCUCAAUAAGAUUUACAAAGAUUAUGAAUGCAUCCUCAACCAGGACCUUCUGGAACACGUGCAAAAAGUCUUUCAGAAGCAAGAGAGCACUGAGGAGAUGUUCCACCGCAGGCAGGCCAGCCUGAAGAAACUGGCAGCCAAGCAGACACGGCCCGUGCAGCCUGUGGCUCCCCGCCCAGAGGCGCUCACCAAGUCCCCCUCCCCCUCACCAGGCUCCUGGAGAAGCUCCGAGAACUCCAGCUCUGAGGGCAGUGCACUCCGGCGAGGGCCCUACAGGAGAGCCAAGAGUGAAAUGAGCGAGACCCGGCAGGGCCGCACCAGCUCCACGGGGGAAGAGGAGGAGAGCUUAGCCAUCCUGCGCAGACAUGUGAUGAAUGAGCUCCUGGACACAGAGCGGGCCUAUGUAGAGGAACUGCUCUGUGUCUUAGAGGGCUAUGCCGCGGAAAUGGACAACCCCUUGAUGGCACACCUCAUCUCAACAGGCCUGCAAAACAAGAAGAACAUUCUGUUCGGAAACAUGGAGGAAAUCUAUCACUUCCAUAACAGGAUAUUCCUGCGGGAGCUGGAGAGCUGCAUAGACUGCCCAGAGCUGGUGGGGAGGUGUUUUCUGGAGAGGAUGGAGGAGUUCCAGAUCUACGAGAAGUACUGUCAGAACAAGCCACGGUCCGAGAGCCUGUGGAGACAAUGCUCCGACUGUCCCUUCUUCCAGGAGUGCCAGAAGAAGCUGGACCACAAGCUGAGCCUGGACUCCUACCUGCUGAAACCUGUGCAGAGAAUAACCAAAUACCAGCUGCUGCUCAAGGAAAUGUUAAAAUACAGCAAGAACUGCGAGGGGGCAGAGGACCUACAAGAGGCACUGAGCUCCAUCCUUGGCAUCCUCAAGGCGGUGAACGACUCCAUGCACCUCAUCGCCAUCACUGGCUAUGAUGGGAACCUCAGUGACCUGGGGAAGCUGCUGAUGCAAGGCUCCUUCAGUGUGUGGACAGACCACAAGAAGGGCCACACCAAGGUGAAGGAGCUGGCCAGGUUCAAGCCCAUGCAGCGGCACCUGUUUCUGCACGAGAAGGCAGUCCUCUUCUGCAAGAAGAGGGAAGAAAAUGGGGAGGGGUAUGAGAAGGCCCCUUCCUACAGCUACAAGCAGUCCUUGAAUAUGACAGCAGUCGGCAUCACAGAGAAUGUGAAGGGUGACGCCAAGAAGUUUGAGAUCUGGUACAAUGCAAGAGAGGAGGUUUACAUUAUCCAGGCCCCAACUCCUGAGAUCAAAGCAGCAUGGGUGAAUGAAAUUCGGAAGGUUCUGACCAGCCAGCUUCAGGCCUGCCGAGAAGCCAGUCAACACAGAGCCCUGGAACAGUCACACAGCCUUCCUCUGCCCACGCUAUCCAGCACCAGUCCCACAAAAGGAAACACAAGAAAUGUCAAGAAGCUGGAAGACAGGAAGACAGACCCACUGAGCCUGGAAGGAUAUGUGAGCUCGUCGUUGCCAAAGCCCCCUGAGAAGGGCAAAGGCUGGAGCAAAACAUCCCACUCACUGGAAGCCCCUGAGGAAGAUGGAGGCUGGUCCAGUGCUGAGGAGCUCGUCAAUUCAUCUGAUGCAGAGGAAGAUGGUGGAGUGGGCCCCAAGAAGCUGGUUCCAGGUAAAUACACAGUGGUGAUGGAUGAUGAGAAGGAGGGCCCUGAUACCCUUGCCAUGAGAAGUGGAGAUAUGGUGGAAGUCGUGGAAGAGGGCGCCGAGGGGCUCUGGUAUGUCCGAGACCUGACCAGCAGCAAGGAGGGAUGGGUGCCAGCCAGCAGUCUGUCCACCCUCCUGGGCAAAUCCAGCUCAGCUCAGUGUCUGAGCAGCUCAGGUGUGCAGAGGAAAGGGCCAGAGCCGAAGUCUGUCUCCACUGGUUUCCCGCAGACUCCAGUCCAGGGUCAGCCGUGCUGAGCAACUCCUCCAGCUGCAGCGAGGGCUACCCCACUCCCUUCUCCGAGCUCCAGGGAUAGUGGCCAGGCCUCUGUGGCAGGCACUCGAGGCCACCGUGCAGUAGACCAGCAUGCAAAUCUCUAAGUUUUCUUUUGCUUGGGCUUGCUUAGUGUGGGAGGGGAUGGUGCUCCAAGACAUCUGGAAACAGGAGGACCCUAUCCACCAUGGGCUUCAGAGGACACUGGGGCCUUGGCACCAGGACUGCACUGCAUGUGCAGAAUCCAGGAGACAACAGUCCACCACCAAAGCUACUUUAAAAACUCCAGAGUGGACAGAGGAGGGGCUAUGGGUCAGGAGACCCUGUGCAGAAAGGUGGGAGAUGCCCUUUCUCAUACUUGGGCAGCCAACAGACCCUGCUGUGCAGCCUCUCCAAGGUGUCCUGACCUCUCUGGUGCUUUCUGUGGGACCAUCAUCCUGAGGAAGGCACUUCUAACAGGAGUGGACAGUUUUCUACCAACAGCCCAGGAGGGGAUCAAGGGACUCUUGUCUUUUAUAAGUUUUUGAUUUUUUUUAAACAGGGAUUAAUCCCAUGGCCAUUUUUGUGGUACUCUGGCCUCAAAUCUUUACCAAGAAUCACUGUGUUUACAUGAAAUGACAAUUUGAUACUGUAUUUGAUAUAAAACUAUUUUUUGUUACUGGGGUUUACAUCGAAGCACGUUGUUUAUACAACUAAAUGGUUUUGGGGGCACUCUCACUGAGACCUGGCACUUCCUGGAACACAUCCAUCCCAGGUGAAGGAAGAGCUGGUAAGUCAGGGGCGUCUCCUCCACCAGAAGCAGUCAGAAAUCACCGAGAGUCUCACAUCCGCAUAGGUUUUGUUUCCACGAGAAAUGUAAAGUAUAAUUUAAAAUAUUAACCUUCUUUUCUACAAUAAAAAGGAGACUCUCCGUUUUUUUAAAAGAAUAUCAUUAAAUUAGGAUAUUUUUUAUUAUUUUUAAAGAAAAUGUAAAAAUCCAUGCUGUCAGCCAUCCCCAGCAACACAGGCACCGGCUGUCUGUCCACGUCAGGGCAGGCCCCACCUCCCCUCCCCUAGCUCAUGAGGGGCCAGUGAUGGCAGAACUGCCACGAGAACUGUUGUUCCCUGCCUUUUUGUGUGUGUCUGAGAAACAAAUUCUGUUCUUUGGAAACGUUCUGUGCCUAGUAGGGCAAUAUUUUUAUAUGUAUGUAUGUAUGUAUAUAUGUUCACGUGUGUACAUAUGGUCUGGGUGUAAAGGAUGUAUUUAUGCUCUCAUGCUGCUGAAUAUUUGUCACUUUACGGUCCCUCCCUGUCUCCUCACCCUGCUGCCAUGGGAGGCCACCGAGGCUCGCUCACCACUGUAUGUCCAGGUAAAAUGCCCUCCUACCCGGCCCUAUGGCUUGCAGAGCCAUUACUGGCCACACCUUCAGAGAAUGGUAAUAAAAUAAAAACUGCAAAAAUUC
Molecule: messenger RNA, 5142 nt
Organism: Cricetulus griseus (Chinese hamster)
Lineage: Eukaryota; Metazoa; Chordata; Mammalia; Rodentia; Cricetidae
Source: RefSeq, a predicted model, not a curated record